CACGCCGUCCGCGCUCCGCCCCCCGCUCCUGCUCCCGGCGCCGCCACCUCGGCCCGGCGCGGGCAGGCGCGCGCGGCGCAGCCAUGGAGCCGGAGUGCCGGGUGCUUUCCAUCCAGAGCCACGUCGUCCGCGGCUACGUGGGCAACAAGGCGGCCACCUUCCCCCUGCAGGUUUUGGGAUUUGAAGUUGACACAGUGAACUCUGUCCAGUUUUCAAACCACACAGGCUAUGCCCACUGGAAGGGUCAGGUGCUGAAUUCAGAUGAGCUGCAUGAACUCUACGAAGGGCUGAAGCUGAACAAGGUCAACCGCUACGAUUAUGUGCUCACAGGGUAUACAAGAGACACAUCAUUUCUGGCAAUGGUGGUGGAUAUUGUCCAGGAGUUGAAGCAACAGAAUUCCAACCUCGUGUAUGUGUGUGAUCCAGUGAUGGGUGACAAGUGGAAUGGAGAAGGCUCUAUGUAUGUGCCCAAGGAUCUCCUGCCAGUCUACAGGGACAAAGUUGUACCUGUUGCAGAUAUAAUCACUCCUAACCAGUUUGAAGCUGAGUUACUCACAGGCAGGAAGAUUUACACAGAAAAAGAUGCACUGGAGGUAAUGGAUAUGCUCCAUGCCAUGGGACCAGAGACUGUGGUGAUCACAAGCUCAGAUCUACAGGCACCUCUGGGAAAUGACUACCUGAUUGCUCUGGGAAGCCACCAAAAAACUAAAGCAGAUGGUACCAGGAUAACACAGAGAAUUCGAGUGGAGUCUCCCAAAGUGGAUGCUGUCUUUGUGGGAACAGGAGACUUGUUUGCUGCUAUGCUUCUGGCAUGGACACACAAGCACCCAAACAAUUUGAAGGUGGCAUGUGAAAAGACUGUGUCAGCAAUGCAGCAUGUUCUGCAAAGGACCAUUAAGAGUGCAAAAGUGCAAGCUGGAGAAGGAAACAAACCAAACUCAGCCCAGCUGGAACUGAGAAUGGUCCAAAGCAAAAAGGACAUAGAAAACCCAGAGAUCAUAGUGAAAGCCACCGUGUUAUAAAGGCUCCACGUCUCCAAUAACGCACAAUGUAUCGAUGUCCUCAUUUCUUUCCUGUAAAUUGUAAUAUUUGCCUUAGAUCUGUGACAGAAACCUGACUUUCAUGAAAUAGUGCCCAGCAUAGGCAGAUAUCCACUCUCAAACAUAUGUGCUGGCCUUGCUCAGUUUUAAAUCCAGAACAGUUAGUGUGCAUUGAAGCAUAUUCCCAGGUAUCCCAAUGUCUGUCAGAUUCACUUAGUCUGUGUGAUUACCCAGGGCAAAAGAGCAAUGUUCCUGCCUUGCCAAAGACUGUAGAUGUGAAUUUGCAAAUGGAAUGCUUGACUGACUGGAAAAUGUAUUUCAAGAUGGCAUCUAGUGCCAAUGGAGCUGGCUCCAUGCUCCCUUUUCCUGGAGGUACCUGGUUACCUACCCUGGUAUUCAGUAUCUCAGCUGCUAUGAAACUAAGCAGGGUUAAAGCUACACACACAGUUCUGCUCGUGUGUAGGAGGACUUUGAAGAUGUUUGGCAUGUUCAGUACUCUGAAGUGACCUUGAGGUGUCAUUCAUGUUGCUGAUCUCUGCUCCUGUUUCUUGUCCAUGAACAGCUGCACAGUUUCAGUUGUCUCAGGUCCUGGCUGCUUAUUUCUCAUGUCCAUGGGUGCCCACAUGAUUUUCCUCCAAAAGCUGCACCAGAAACAUCUUCAUCAAUAUCAACGAGAUCAUGCCUUGAUUCAGUACCACUGGUUAGAAGGGUGGCCUCUGAGGCCAGGUUUGAUUUUAACUAAGGGCAAAAGAGAAAGCAGCUCUUACCCUGGAGUUGGCUGCCUUGGUUUGUUCAUUGUGGGUGGAUGUACUUAGAAACUACAUGGGCACUUCCCUUAACAUUAUUGAGCAUUGCUGGCAGCCUCAGCAAUGAAGCAAUGUGGUAAAAGUAGUAUUUUUGGUUUAGUAAAUCUGGUCAGUUACAAGUGUUUACCAAAUGCAGUGAAACAGAAAAAUUAACUUGUUCAUAAAGUCUCUGCAAGCAACACCAAUUAGAGAUUACAGAAAUACAUUAUUAUUUUUAUUAUUAGUGCACAAUUCUGCUUGAUAAGGUAUCAGAAUGGGAAUUUUAAUAAUUUCAGUGUCCUGUGGAUCAUAGCCACAUCCUAAAGCAGCAGGGCAGCUCUGCUGACAGGUAUUGGACACUCACACUUGUGCAGGAUUUCUGUAUGGGAUCCAUGUUCUAGCUUGUCCCAGAAUAAAGUCUAGUGUGGUGUUAAAUCCA
Molecule: messenger RNA, 2264 nt
Organism: Zonotrichia leucophrys gambelii
Lineage: Eukaryota; Metazoa; Chordata; Aves; Passeriformes; Passerellidae
Gene: PDXK
Product: pyridoxal kinase
Exons: 11
Coding region: 84-1022 (312 amino acids)
Biological process (GO): pyridoxal 5'-phosphate salvage
Cellular component (GO): cytosol
Molecular function (GO): pyridoxal kinase activity
Source: RefSeq, a predicted model, not a curated record